Molecule: messenger RNA, 4076 nt
Organism: Erythranthe guttata (spotted monkey flower)
Lineage: Eukaryota; Viridiplantae; Streptophyta; Magnoliopsida; Lamiales; Phrymaceae
Gene: ROS4
Product: Acyl-CoA N-acyltransferase with RING/FYVE/PHD-type zinc finger protein
Molecular function (GO): acyltransferase activity, transferring groups other than amino-acyl groups
Source: RefSeq, a predicted model, not a curated record
AAAAAAUAUUUGGAUAAUUACUAAGGAAAUACGUAAUGGAGGGAGUUUUAAAACAAUAAUUUGCACAAAAGAAAAACUUACUAUUAAUAAAACAGAAAACGACAAAAGAGGUUAGAGAGAGAGAGAGAGGAGAGAGAGAGGGCAGGAGGGGCAGCUCGCUCGGGUUUGGGUUCAUCAUGCUUGACAACUGUAGUGAUUUGGAGCACCAUUCGGCCAUACCGAAGCCAUUUUUUUUUCCCUUCUUCUUCUCGCGAGUGUUUCUCUCUCACACACAUUCUGCGUGUUUGCGUGCGCGUGACAAAGAGCGUGGCGGACCUACAAAGCUGCGGUGGAUUUAUCCCAUUUUCUCGACAUUCCACAGCGUCCAAUUCGAGAUUCGGUGGAAACCCUAAAUAUUUUUUUAUUUAUUUUUGCUGCGGCGGAUUGUCCAAUGUAGAGUGAAGCAGCAGUUCUUUGUUCCAAUCAUUUAUCAUUAAAGGUGAAAAUGAGAGAGACGAGAAGUGGUGAAUCCUCAACCAUGAUAUUCAGCAGAGUUUUUGAGGAUUUGCAUGAUGAUAAUUUUGAGGGAUCUGUGGAUCAUCAGAAAAUUUUUGGUGAGGUUUUCUUUGGAAGUGACGGUAGUAGUAAAAGAGGAUGUUUUGUUUCCGAAACUACUGAAGUAGAUCAUAAUUAUACUAAGCAAACAGACGCGUAUCUUUGCUCAAACAGUGGAAAGUCGUCAUUAACAAGUCAAGCUGAUUAUGCAAAAGAGGAUUUUGCCGGUAAACAUCCAUUAGGAUAUCCUUGUGGGGACUUUACAUCGUCAAUAAUCAGUAACCAUGAGGUGAAGUUAUCAUUUGGAGAUCUGCCAGAUGUGAAACCUGAUUUGAAAGAUACCUUGUUUGCGUCCUCCUCAGGAGUUAUGUCCGGUAUCUCCCAAGAAAAUUUUGGUUCUGCUUUUAACAGUUUAAUUUAUCGUGUAGUUGAAUCAUCUACCCAUGGUAUUACAUCUAGUAGCUAUCAACUGAAGCCACUUCUUUACGGGGACAAAAGAUGUCAAACUAGUGGUAGAGGUAGUCCUAACAAUAGAGUAUUUAGCUUAGAUCAAAAUGACCAGAAGGAAGCUACAAAUGUAGCUGUUACUUCACCUAUUUCUCAAGAGAGCUACGCGAGCAGGCUCCAAGUGAUUGAUCCACCUGUCUCUGUUGCAAAGAAUUUGGAAAUACAUCGACCAACUAAGCCUAAAUGGAAGGAUGCUUGCUUUGUGAAACUGGAUGAAGAGGAAUUCGCCAUGCCAAGGGACAUAAAAAAUGAUCCUCGACCUCUUCUUAGGUACCACGUCAAUCGCUUGCUUAGGUCAGCCGGAUGGGUGAUUGGUAGGCGUAGAAGGAACAGUAAAUAUAAUGGGAUUGGAGAAUAUGUUUAUAAGUCUCCAGGAGGAAGACCAAUUCGUGAAUUUCAUAGGGCGUGGUGUAUGUGCGGUGAGAGUCUGUUGACCGAUUCCAUUUCUUUUAUGCAGACAAGUGACUGUAUGCAGUGGGCUGAUAUGACUGAAUUGUGGAAUGACUUAUCUGAAACAGUUGCAGAGAUUGACGAUAAAUUAAAUUUUCUAGAAAAUACUUCUGCUAUGGCUAAUUUGUGGUACCUUCUGGAUCCUUUUGCAAAUGUAAUUUUCAUUGACAAGACAAUUCGCUUGCUGAAAAAAGGAACUCCAGUAAAAUCAAAGAGAAGUCCGGUGGUUCCAUCAGAUGUUGAGUGUGCUGCCAAAUACCAGAAAAUCUCCAGAUCAGAAAGAAUCCCCGUGAACUCAAGGCCCCGGCAAGAGUGGGAAUGCAAUGACACUAAUCAGAUUGGUGUUGGUCUAUUUGAUGUUCCAAUUAGUGCAGGAGCAACUCAAUUGCUUGGAGGACCCGAGGCUGUUUUCCGCCAUCAAAAUAGCAGCACAAGUUCCCCAAGUUUUGACCAAGCCAAAAUUGAGGCGGAAUGUGAUUUUGGGCAUAAUACAAAGGCUUAUAAGAAAUCACGAAAAAUAUCUGAGAUGAAGCUGAGUGGAAGUCAUUUUGGUACAAGAGGCGAUUGCAGUAUGAGUAAAAUAAGCAAAGCUAGAUAUGGAUCUAAGAAAUCAAAGGUAUGCGGCCUUAACGAUGAUGAUCUCUUAAUUUCCGCCAUUAUGAAAACGAAAACAUGUAGAACCACAAAAAAAUGGUCCACCCGCAAGUCCAAACCUCUGAGGAAACGAAAGACUCCUAAAGGCAGCUGCAGGUUGCUCCCAAGGAACGUUAAGAAGGGCGCUAACUAUAUGACGGAAGGGAACUGGUCGGCCGUUGGAUCAAGAACGGUGUUAUCAUGGUUAAUCCACUCUGGUGUUAUUUCUCUAAAUGAAGUAAUCCAGUACCGAAAUCAAAAAGAUGAUGCUGUGAUUAAAGAUGGUGUAGUUACCAAGGAUGGAAUAUUAUGCAAGUGUUGCGGGAAUGUGCUUUCUAUCUCGGAGUUCAAGAGUCAUGCUGGUUUCAGGUUAAAUGGUCCUUGCACUAAUCUUUUCAUGGAGUCUGGUAAGCCAUUUACCUUAUGCCAGCUGGAGGCAUGGUCAACUGAGUACAAGACCAGAAAAGAAGCUCCUCAAACCGAUCAAGUUGAUGAGCUGGAUCAAAAUGAUGACAGUUGCGGGCGCUGUGGUGAUGUUGGUGAAUUGAUAUGUUGUGAUAACUGUCCAUCUGCAUUUCAUCAGGCAUGCUUGUUUGAACAGGAGCUUCCUGAAGGAAACUGGUAUUGUCCACAAUGUCGUUGCCAAAUUUGUGAGGAUGCAGUCAAUGACAAGGAAACUCCACAAUUGCGUGGGGCUCUGAAAUGCUCUCAGUGCGAGCAUAAAUAUCAUGAAACCUGCAUGCAAGAGAAGGAUAUGAAAGUUGCAUUCGACUCAGACACCUGGCUUUGUGGGGAUAGCUGUCACAAGAUCUACACAGGUCUUCAGUCUUGCAUUGGGUUGAGAAAUCUUCUCUCUGAUGGCUUCUCUUGGACUCUUCUGCGGUGCAUUCCUGGUGAUCAAAAGGUUCAGUCUUUACAGCGUGUCGUUGCUUUGAUGGCAGAAUGCAACUCAAAGUUGGCUGUUGCGAUUACAAUUAUGGAGGAAUGCUUUCUUCCAAUGGUCGAUAUGAAAACAGGCAUAGACAUGAUACCUCAAGUAAUGUAUAACUGGAGAUCACAAUUUGCACGUCUGAACUAUAAUGGCUUUUACACCGUGGUUUUGGAAAAAGAUGAUGUUGUCCUGUCUGUAGCAUCUAUCAGAAUCCAUGGGGUGGCAGUUGCAGAGUUGCCUCUAAUUGCCACUUGCAGCAAAUUUCGUCGCCAGGGAAUGUGCCGCCGCCUUAUCAAUUCUAUCGAAGAGAUGCUAAAAUCUUUAAAGGUCGAAAAGCUCGUUGUAUCUGCGAUUCCCACUUUAGUGGAGACAUGGACAGGUGGGUUCGGCUUCCAACCUUUGGAAGAGGACGAGAGGCAAAAUCUUAGUAAAACUAACCUGAUGGUUUUUCCUGGAGCAGUAUGGCUGCAAAAGCCGUUAUAUAACGAAAACCGCACCUCAAAUGAAAUAAACGGAUCAUGUGAUAAUUCGACUUUUGAUCGUCCAAACAUGGUACAAGGACUACUUUCUCACGAUAAUUUAUCUACAGAAGAAAAAAACAAUAUUGGGACAAGAAACAUAAAUGGUGGAUUGGAAAAUGUGGGAUUAGAUAAGGAGAGAGAGUGUCCUCCUGUUUUGCCAAAUCAACCGUUGAAACUUGAUCAAGAGGAAUAUCGAGAAGUAGCAGAUUUUAACCCGUGUGUUGAAGAAGCAGGUAAUGUGGAAGGGACAAGAUUCGAAGAGUCGGAGACAAGAUUCGAAGAGUCGGAGAGUGCACAAUCUAGAGUCGUUUUUCUUGAUGAUGAAUUAGCGAAACAGCCUGAUGAUUUGUGUGGCGUUUUGUGUAAUCCAAUUUCGAAAGUUUCGCCUAAUGUCGUUUGCGAUUCAAAUGCACAUUGAAAGACGAAAUAUGUUGUCUUUUUGUAAAAAAAUUGUGUUUUAACAUAAUGGAAAAUGAAAUUUCAUCCAGGUUCCUGGUUUA